AUGAUCAAAUAAUUAAAUUAAGAGUCUAUUUUACAUAUAUCAACAUCUUCAACUCUUUAGAGUUUAGCAAGUUUUGUGAAGGAAUUAAUCGAGAAUUCUAUAGAUGCACAGGCAACAUAAAUUAUUGUGAAUUUUUUUAAUAAUGGCAAAGAAGGUUUUGAAGUAAUAGAUAAUGGAAUUGGAAUCUCAACAAUCAAUUAAAAAUAGCUAGCCACUAGAGGAGGUACUAGCAAGAUAGAAAAUUUUGAGGAUUUGGAAUUUGUCGUCACUCAUGGAUUUAGAGGGGAAGCCUUAAAUUCAAUAGCAACAUUAUCUAACGUAACAAUUAUUUCCAAGCAUAAAGAUGAAGAAUUAGGGUGGAAAUGGGAAAUACCCCAAGAGCCAACUAAGAUUGCCAGAUAAACAGGAACAUCAAUUAGAGUAGAAAAUAUAUUUUAUACGCUUCCUGUUAGAGCAUAAGAGUUUAAAAAGAAUUACAAAAUCGAAUAUAAUAAAGCUAUCAAUAUAUUGACUGAGUACGCUAUCAUUAAUACAAAUAUUGAAUUUAAAAUAUAUAAUGAGGAAGAAAAAAAUAAGAAAAAGCUCAUCUUAGAUAGUGGAUUGGCAAAUCAAAAUAUGAAAUAAAGGAUUACAAAUGUUUUAGGGGAUUCUAUUGCCAACGACUUAAUCCCUUUUGAGAAGAUCUCAUAAGACUUUACCUUAAUUGGCUUUUUAAGUAAAAGUAUUGAAAGUGGGAGUUAUAAAGGUUAAAAUAGAAAAACAUUUUGGUAUUGUUACAUAAAUAAAAAACCUAUAAAUCCUCCUAAACAAGUAUUAUAAAUAAUGAGAGAUAUCUAUAGAUAACAUAAUCCAAAUGGAAACUUUUUUUUUAUCCUAGAAAUAAAUUUACGGCAGAUUAAUGAUGCAGAUUUCAAUGUUAGUGUAGAUAAAAGAGAUGUAUAUUUGAAAAAUGAAAAAUUAAUUCUUGAAAACAUCGAAUAAAUCGUGACAGAAACUUUAGAAAAAAAUAAAGAAAAACUAAAGUAUAUUGGAAGAGAUGGAAAUUUAGAUUAAUUUAUCAUGGCAACUGCAAAGUAAUCAGAAAAGCCAGCUCCUUCACAAAUUAUUGCAUAAACAGAAAAAAGAAAAGAUCCUCCACCCUAAUAAACUAAAGAAAUUUAAAAAAGAAAUAGUACUUUCUUGUCCUAGCUUAAGAAUUUAAAUCCUUAAAAAAAUAUACCAAAUGAAUUUAAUUAAAAUGAAUCAUAAUUCACAUAAUCACAAUAAGACUUAUAAUAAUAAUAAUAAUAAUAAUAAUAAUAAUAAUAAUAAUAAUAAUAAUAAUAAUAAUAGCCAACUUCCUAACCGAAUAAUGAGAAAAUAUAAUUAAAAAUUAAUGAAGUGAUUUAAUAAAAAGAAGAAAAAUAAUUAUUUGAAGCUGAUGAAUUUGAAUAACUAUCAAAAUAAAAUCAUUUCCUCAAAGAACACUUCAAUAAUUUAUAAAUUAUUGGUUAAUUUAAUAAAGGAUUUAUUAUUUGUGAGCAUGAAGAGAAAAUAUAUGUUCUUGAUUAGCAUGCUUGUGAUGAGAAGUACAAUUAUGAGAGAUUAAUCAAUUAAUUAAAAUUCAACAGAGCCUAGUUAAUUGUACCAAUAACUCUCAAAUUAUCAGGAUUUCUGUUAGAAUUACUGAUAGAUAAUUAACAAUAAAUUAAUGAUAAAUACAAAUAUCAAGUGGAGAUAACAGAAAAUUGUGUUAAAGUGAAAACAUGCCCCAGUUAUAGUAAUAUUCAACUAGGGGCUGAUACUUUACUCUAAAUUCUAGAUCAGUUGAGUUAAGGCAAAAAACUAGAUCAAAUAGAGAUCCCUUAAAUAAAAUAGAAAUUAGCUUCACAAGCCUGCAGAACUUCAAUAAUGGUUGGAUCAGAUUUAUAAGCAAAACAAAUGGAAAACGUAGUAAAAAAUUUAACAACUUUAAUUUCUCCAUGGAAUUGUCCUCAUGGAAGGCCAACACUGAUUUAAGUUCAACAACCAAAAUAAGCUAAAUUUAGCAAAGGAUUUAGCAAUAAUUUGUUGUAUUGA
This is a messenger RNA of Paramecium tetraurelia, 2058 nucleotides long. RefSeq lists its product as uncharacterized. The transcript is spliced from 3 exons. Gene Ontology annotation, cellular component: MutLalpha complex. Gene Ontology annotation, molecular function: ATP hydrolysis activity; mismatched DNA binding; ATP-dependent DNA damage sensor activity. Lineage: Eukaryota; Ciliophora; Oligohymenophorea; Peniculida; Parameciidae. The record is from RefSeq and is a predicted model, not a curated record. Gene Ontology annotation, biological process: mismatch repair.